CUUGAAUACAGACUAGACGCUGCCGUCCGCGGGCGCGACAUCAGCCCCUCUCCUUUCUGCGGAAGUUACUACAGCCCGAUCCAGCUGGCGUUUAUUUAUCACUGAGCGCUAGCGCUGAGUAUUGAGUCCCCAGGUGUGGUCAUGGCUGGUUCAAGCUACAACCAGUGGCCAAACGCCGUCCUCGCCACCCUGCUCGCUGUCACCGCACUCAACGUCGGCUUCACGUGGUACAACCUCUCGCAGCUCUCGCAGCUCCUACCUCCCAAGAGGAAAUACAGCUACAUCGGGCACGACCACCCCGACCAGCUGCCCAUCGACCUCCCGGAGGUCGGGCUCGUCCUCACCCCCGACGCCGAGCACUUCGACCUGUGGAACGACACCGAAUGGGGCGCGCUCUUCCCCACCUCCGGCUUCGUCCCGCUCCCCGCGCCCCAGAACCAGACGACCUUCCUCAUCUCCAUGACCCACCAGCUGCACUGCCUCGACGUCAUCCGCGUCGGCUUCCUCACGAACCGCACGGGCGCGGCGGAGCAUGUCCAGCACUGCCUGCGCUACCUCCGCCAGGCGGUCCUGUGCUACGCGGACACGACGCUCGAGGAGGACGAGCCCGCGUGGUUCCCCGAGGAGCGGCGGUGGCGGCAUGGAGGCAGUGGCGUGGGCAGUGUGCAUCGGUGCAGGGACUGGACAGUCGUUAAUAGGUAUUUGAGAGAGCAUUUGCCUCCCCCGGUGGAUUGGCCGCCGCCAGAGGAGGAGGGGGAGGGGGUGAGUGCAUGAGAGGGUGCGUGGGUAACGGUGUGGUGUACUGAGUGUAUGGGUAACUUGUUGCCGAUAUAUGUGCUUUAUUCAGAG
Gloeophyllum trabeum ATCC 11539 is the source of this 849-nucleotide messenger RNA. RefSeq lists its product as uncharacterized. NCBI's taxonomy places the organism in Eukaryota, Fungi, Basidiomycota, Agaricomycetes, Gloeophyllales, Gloeophyllaceae. Bases 142 to 774 code for a protein of 210 amino acids. Gene Ontology annotation, biological process: mycotoxin biosynthetic process. The record is from RefSeq and is a predicted model, not a curated record. The transcript is spliced from 3 exons.